Molecule: messenger RNA, 3225 nt
Organism: Eupeodes corollae
Lineage: Eukaryota; Metazoa; Arthropoda; Insecta; Diptera; Syrphidae
Gene: Men
Product: NADP-dependent malic enzyme
Exons: 5
Coding region: 161-2863 (900 amino acids)
Biological process (GO): pyruvate metabolic process; malate metabolic process
Cellular component (GO): mitochondrion
Molecular function (GO): malate dehydrogenase (decarboxylating) (NAD+) activity; malate dehydrogenase (decarboxylating) (NADP+) activity; NAD binding
Source: RefSeq, a predicted model, not a curated record
UAUUAAACUUAAAUGCAUAAAAUUGGAAAGAGACAGUGGGAAAAAUAAGAUAGAUACAUGAAAAAAUUUUGUUCCCUUACAGUGUGACAUUUUAUAACGUGAUACGAAAUAUUUUUUUAAUUAAAUUCUAAAUAAAGUGUAAAAACAAAAUCUUAAACUGAUGUUCCUAUACAAUCAAACAAAAUGUCUUUUUGGACAAAGUGCUACGCGUUUGGCAAAGAGGUCGUUCCACUCAAAGUUGAUCAAUGAGCAGGUAUUCCCCUCGGCAAAUGGCUCUCAUAACCAUCAUAGUGCCAAUUCGAAUUGGGAUCAUGAGCGUGACCGCCACCAUCGACGCAGCCAACACAUUCCCCAUCAACUUAAUCAACACCACCUGUACACCAACGCCACGGCCGCCAAUGGAAAUGGAAUUGGAAAUGAAAAUGUCAAAAUGAACUCAAACUCACAAUCAAUUUCCAAUCCCAAUUCCAAUCCACAGCAACAACAACUUCAACAUUAUGAACAUCAAAUUUAUAAAACAACAAUUCCAGUGAACAAUCACCAAUGUCAAAUUCAAAACUGUUCCAAUAAUAUUCAAAUGAAUCAAUCAGCUGUUUGCGGCAUGACUACCGGCAUCGGCUUAACAACCAAUGACGUCACAAACGGUGGAAUCCCCUCACAUUCACAUUGCUGUUGUCACAAUCACAACAACAACAACGACACCAACUGUCACCUAGUGCGCAACUCUGCCACCACCACCCCUCAACUAGAUGGCAAAAGAUUCGUUUGCCCUACAACAAAUACCAUCACUCAACCACACCAUGAAAAUCAUACGACCCUUGUUGGAUAUGGCAAUGGUUGUGGCGGCAACGGCAACGGCAACGUCAACAGCAACUGCGGCGGCGGCGAACUCACAGACGGUGUGGCAAAACUUUGCCAAUUUAGUUCGAAUCGAAACACUCAGCAAACGACGUCGUCGUCUCAUUCGUAUUCUCCUGCUCUAGUGGACGCAACUAGAACUACAAAUAAUAAUAACAAUUCAAAUUUUUAUUUUCAAAAUAGUCAUCGUGCUUAUAGCAGUUAUAUUGACAAACUACGAGGCGUUUCGACAUCAGCAAUUAGUGACGAAAAUAUAAAACCAUCAUCAAAAAUGGCAUCAUCAGGACAUAAUCGUGAUCGAUUGGGAAUGUGGGGAACUAGCGGUGAUAAUGAAGUUGCCGGAAAACUAUCUGGAUUGGAUCGUAUGCAAAAGAAGCGAUACAAUAAGGGACUUGGAUUUACACUUGAAGAACGACAAUUAAUGGGCAUCCAAGGUCUCCUGCCUGCAGUUGUGAAGACACUUGAAGAACAAGUUCAACAUGCUAUUAUCCUGCUCGAUCGUUUGGAAAAUGAUUUAGACAAAUAUAUCUACUUGAAUGGUCUUGCAGAUCGUAACGAACGAUUGUUCUACAAUGUAUUGGCUGCUGAUAUUGGUAAAAUGAUGCCAAUUGUUUAUACCCCUGUUGUGGGUUUGGGAUGUCAGAAAUUCAGUUUGGUAUUCCAAAAUCCAAAGGGAAUGUACAUUACCAUCAAGGAUAAGGGUCAUGUUUAUAAUGUUUUAAAGAACUGGCCAGAAACUGAUGUGAGAGCUAUUGUUGUAACAGACGGAGAGCGUAUUCUGGGUCUCGGUGAUCUAGGUGCAAAUGGAAUGGGUAUUCCUUGUGGAAAAUUGUCCCUCUACACAGCGUUGGCAGGUAUUCCACCACACCAGUGCCUUCCUAUAACUUUGGACGUAGGAACCAAUACUCAAUCCAUCUUGGAUGAUCCUCUGUAUAUUGGACUUCGUCAAAAACGUGUCACUGGAGCAGAAUACGAUGAAUUCCUAGAGGAGUUCAUGCAAGCCGUAAUGAGACGUUUUGGACAAAAUUGUCUUGUCCAAUUCGAGGACUUCGGAAACGCAAAUGCAUUCCGUUUGUUGUCCCGUUAUCGGGACACUAAUUGUGUCUUUAAUGACGACAUCCAGGGUACAGCAUCGGUUGCUUUGGCGGGACUCCUGGCUUCGCUUAAGAUCAAAAACACAUGUCUCAAGGAGAACACAAUUUUGUUCCAAGGUGCUGGUGAAGCUGCUUUGGGAAUUGCAAAUCUUUGCGUAAUGGCCAUGCAACAAGAAGGUCUAAGCAAAGAAGAGGCUAAGAAACAUGUCUGGCUUGUAGAUAGUAAGGGAUUGAUUGUUAAGAACCGCCCAAGUGGUGGCCUCUCAGAGCACAAGUUACAUUUUGCUCAUGAGCACGAGCCAGUCGAUACUUUGGCAGAGGCUGUGGAUAUUAUAAAGCCAUCAAUUCUCAUUGGAGCCGCCGCCAUUGGUGGAGCAUUUACACCAGCAAUUUUGGAAAAAAUGGCCGAAUUCAACGACACUCCAAUUAUUUUUGCUCUCUCAAAUCCCACCGUUAAAGCUGAAUGCACUGCCAUCCAAGCAUACACCCACACAAAGGGUAAAUGUAUCUUUGCCUCCGGAUCACCAUUCGAUCCUGUUGAAUACAAUGGCAGGACAUUCUAUCCCGGACAAGGUAAUAACUCGUAUAUAUUCCCGGGUGUUGCGUUGGGAGUUAUUUGCGCUGGCAUGUUGACCAUUCCCGAGGAGGUAUUCCUUAUGUCUGCCGAAAAACUAGCAGAGAUUUGUUCGGAUGAGGAUCUGGCCAAGGGCAGUCUUUAUCCACCUCUUUCUGCUAUCACUAAAUGUUCUAUUCAGAUUGCAGUUAAAAUUAUGGAGUACGCUUAUAAAAAUGGUUUGGCAACGGUGCGACCAGAACCUGAAGACAAGGAAGCGUUCAUCAAGUCCCAAAUGUAUGAACUCAACUAUUCAUCAGCUGUUCCCGAAGUAUAUCAAUGGAGUAAUAAACUGUAAAAUGUAACCAUCAGGAACUGAUAAAUGUCUUAAAUAUUAUUAUCUAUACACUCACCACCACCAACCAACCAUUAAUUUAACCAAAAAACACAAAAAAUAUAUGUAAAUCAGGGAGGGGAUAAGGAAUUUGUCCAAAAAAUAAACUCAACAAUUUUAUUGAUACCUUUAUCGAGAAAACAAAAUACUCGAACUCAACUAUGUAAGUUAUAGAAGUUCUUGUAUUUCGAUCGUCAUGCUCAUUAAGUUUUGUUUUUCUGAAUAUUAUUUUAUUCUAAUUUUCAAUUCGUUAAUUUUUGUUGUGUUUUUCUUUUUAGAAUAUAAUAUUGUUAAAUAAAAAAGCUAGUUUAAUAUAGUAAACAUAA